Messenger RNA from Micromonas pusilla CCMP1545, 669 nucleotides. RefSeq lists its product as uncharacterized. Bases 1 to 669 code for a protein of 222 amino acids. The transcript has a single exon. The record is from RefSeq and is a predicted model, not a curated record. Lineage: Eukaryota; Viridiplantae; Chlorophyta; Mamiellophyceae; Mamiellales; Mamiellaceae.
AUGGACACCACGCCGUCGGCGAAGACGCGACAGGUCACCCUCUCGCUCCCUCCCAAUUUCUCCGCCGCCGCCGCCCGGCGACGCCGGCGCGCGAGGAAGCGGCGCGCGACGCGACUCGUCACGCUGUUCGUCGCGAUCGUAGCCUCGCUCGCGAUCCGACGCCUGUGUCGAUCGUUCGAGGGCGACGGCGAGCUCGCCGCGUUCCUCAGCGAGAAGAUCGUGGGGCUCGCGUGCGCGCUGCUCGAGGUCGCGCUCCUCGGGCCCGCGGGGCCGUUCCUCGCGCGCUGCUGGCGCGCGCUCGCCGCGGCCAUCGCGGCGUUGAAGCUCGCGCUGCCUCGCGUCGGUAAUGCGGCUGCGGCAGCGUCCGCGUCAUCCGUCUCAGAAUCGCCGGGCGGCGCGCUCGGGGUCGUCGACUGGCGCGCGCUGUCGCGCGACCCGCGCGUCUUCGCGUCCGUCGCGCGGACGUGCGUCGUCGCCGCGCACGACGCCCUCGGUGCGCCCCUCUCGUUCGUCGUGAUCGUCCUCCUCGUGACGCUGUGGAACGGCCGGCGUCUGUCUGCGAUCCGCGCGCGGCGAUGUGCCUCCAACGUGAGCACGCGAAAGAUUAAGGCGCGUUCUAUACACUGGUCCCCAUACGACCCCGUUCGCGAGGUGGACGCCGAUCCUUAA